This is a messenger RNA of Ostertagia ostertagi, 447 nucleotides long. The record is from the annotation of a GenBank genome assembly. Lineage: Eukaryota; Metazoa; Nematoda; Chromadorea; Rhabditida; Trichostrongylidae.
AUGUCCACGUAUCCCGCUCUUCUGGAGCCCGUCUGUCGUCGACGGCAACUUCCGCCGACCCCGGUUUCCCCGUUACGACGCUCCAGUAGUCCCCGUAUUCUGCCAACCCCACCACCGAUCUCACCCAUCGAUGUAAGUCGUUGUCCAUCAGCAGCUCUAUUGGAACGACGAGCAUCGGGUCGUAUUCUGCCACGACCACCUACGGCUGAUCUGCCGCCGAUGCCAUGUUCUGCUCAGACUUCGCCUUCACCUAUUCUGACUCCAGAACCAAUUCCUGAACUACCUAUUGAGGCAGACCCACCCGAAUCGCCUCUGAUUCAGCGAUUCGGUGAUUUUGCAUCGCUUGACCAUGACACGCCCGAUGGCACUCGAUCUCAAUCCUCGUCACUUUCUCCGUCAAUAGAGCAGGUAUGUGCUGCGCUUAGUCAGCUCAUGAUCAUGAUGUAG